Messenger RNA from Odontomachus brunneus, 444 nucleotides. RefSeq names its product extensin-like. The coding region runs from base 1 to 444 and encodes 147 amino acids. The record is from RefSeq and is a predicted model, not a curated record. Lineage: Eukaryota; Metazoa; Arthropoda; Insecta; Hymenoptera; Formicidae. The transcript has 2 exons.
AUGGCGCAGCCAAGCAAUUGGUACGCAGUCCCAGGAGCCGAGAUCCUCUGGUCGGAUCUCGCGCUAUCCUCGGAUGACAAGGAUGUGGUGGCCAUAACAACGCCACCAAAACCGUCGGUUCUAACUCCACCACCGACACCGCCGGCUAUACCACCACCAACAGAAAAGCCGCGGAACAAAACAGUCCCGGCACAAGGGACAAGAAUACAGCGCUCCGACAGAGAGCAGCGCCCAACACCACCAACAACACCAACACCAAGCAUAGCAGCAGGCGAAAAACCAAAGGGACACACCACACGACCGACCGACCAAGGGACACCGAACGCACACCGACCGGAACCGCUUCGUGCGAUCGGCCCGUCCCUACCACCGCCGAUUAAAGAGGAGGUGCAACCUGGAUUGAUAGCCGAAAUACCGCACUUCGCAGUACAUGUCUCCAGGUGA